This is a messenger RNA of Malus domestica (apple), 3642 nucleotides long. The record is from RefSeq and is a predicted model, not a curated record. Lineage: Eukaryota; Viridiplantae; Streptophyta; Magnoliopsida; Rosales; Rosaceae.
CCCCUUCCUCUUCCUCCAUCUCGAUAAAUCCAAGAACACCAAAGUACUUUUCCCUCCAACUUCUCCCCCCACAUUUCAGACCGCCCUCCGGCUAUGAAAUUGAAAAAAUGGCUUCCAAGUUACAAAAAUCCCUUGAAAAUGCUCGACCAAGCCCAAAAUUUGAAUACCUGAAGGGAAAAAACCCCCGAUCUGGAUUCUGAAUUGGAAAAUUUAACGGGUGAACUUACGAUUUGAGUGCAGGUCUCUUUCUCUCUCCUAAAUUUGCUAGUUCUGUGAUGGGUUUUUCUACCGGAAUAUUUUAAAGUGAUUUUUUUGUUUGUUUGUUGCAAGUUGAAGAAGGAGAUAAUAUUUUUUAUGAAUUUCAGAGUUUUAUUUAUUUCUUCCUCUCUCAUAAUAUUGUUUGUUUUUCACCGUCCUGUGACGUGUGGAUGACUUUUCCCAGCCCUAUUACUGUCGCUUUUUAGGUCAACACGCCAACACAAACACAACUAUUGCUAUUUUUUCAGUCUGUGAUCAGAACCACUGCUAUGCCAUAACGGUGGAUACCGCCAUGACAGCCCACGAAGCCUCCUCUUCGUCCUCCUCCAAGUCCAAACUCUGGAAGUACAACGUAUUCUUGAGCUUCAGGGGUGAAGACACGCGCUAUGGCUUCACGAGCCACCUCCACGCGGCAUUAAAAGCCAGAGGGUACCAGGUCUUUAUUGAUGAGGACGAUCUACCAAGAGGCGAAGAAAUAAAAGAGAAACUGUUUUGUGCAAUCGAAGAGUCGAGGAUCUCUGUCAUUAUCUUCUCAAAGAUGUAUGCGGAUUCGAGUUGGUGUCUUGACGAGCUGGUGAAGAUCAUGGAGUGUAUAGGCAAACUGGGGCGACAUGUUUUACCAAUAUUCUAUCACGUUGAUCCUUCCCAUGUCAGGAAGCAGGACGGAGAUUUAGCCGAGGCAUUUCAGAAGCACGAAAAGGACAUCCGUGAAGAAAAAGAUGACAAGAAACGUGAAGCUAAACAAGAAAGGCUAAAGCUGUGGAGAGAGGCUCUCACAAAAGCUGCAAAUUUGUCUGGUCACCAUCUUAAAAUCGCUUACGAUGGGGGCGAAGCAAAGUUCAUUAAAAAAAUUAUUGACGAGAAUAUUUGUGAAUGGCUCACCAACACUAAUGAAUUACAUGUGGCCAAGCACAUAGUUGGAAUCAAUUCUCGCGUUCAAGAUAUUAUUAUAAUCAGUGUACUCCGUGAACGAUGCCUUAUAACUGUUGAGCAGAAUAAGUUGAAUAUGCAUGAUUUGCUUCGAGAAAUGGCCAGAGUAAUCAUUUCUGAAAAAUCUCUUGGUCACCCUGGAAAAUGGAGUAGGUUGUGGAACCGUCAAGAGACUGCCGAAGUGUUGAGAAAUAAAUCUGGAACUGAAGAAGUUGAAGGACUUGCUCUAAAUUUCCCUUAUCCUUGGCUUCGAAGCUCUAGCAUGCCUAGUUUUAGUACAGAAGCAUUUGCCAAUAUGAAGAAACUGAGAUUCCUUCAUCUCAAAUACGUUCAGCUCAAUGGAGAAUACAAACAUCUUCCCAAAGAGUUAAUAUGGUUGUGUUGGGAAGGAUGCCCUUUAAAGUCCAUACCAGAUGACUUUUUUGACCAACCAAGACUAGUUGUUUUAGAUAUGCAGUACAGCAAUCUGGUACAAGUUUGGGAAGGUUAUAAGUUGCUAGAGAGGUUGAAAAUCCUGAAUCUUAGUCUUUCCCUAUCUCUAAUUAAAUCACCGGACUUUUCACAAGUCCCAAAUCUUGAAGAGUUGAUACUGGAAAAUUGUAGGAGUUUGUCCGAGAUUCACCCCUCCAUUGGUCAACUUCAAAAACUUUCUUUGGUGAACCUUAAAGAAUGCGAAAAGCUUAGUUCUCUUCCAAGGGAUUUCUAUAAGUUGAAAUCUGUUGAGACUCUUCUUCUUAGUUACUGUUUCGAAUUCAGAGAAGUGCAUGAGGAUUUAGGGGAGAUGAAAUCAUUGAGAAUACUUGAAGCAAAGCAUACAGCCAUAAGACAAAUACCAUCUUCCACAGAUCUUGGGAGUCUAAUUUCUUUACAAGUUUUGGAUCUUGGAGGGAAUAAUUUUCAUACCCUACCCAGCCUAAGUGGUCUUACAAAGCUUGAAACAUUGAGGAUAAAUGACUGCUUUAAUCUUCGUACAAUCCCUGAUUUACCAACAAAUUUGAAAUUUCUGUAUGCCGAUGAUUGCCCUGCAUUGGAAACAAUGCCCAAUUUUUCGGAAAUGUCAAAUAUGACAGAGUUGAAGGUAAGUGAUUCGCCCAAACUCAUUGAGGUUCCAAGCUUGGAUAAGUCAUUAAAGUUCAUGACAUUGAUUGAUAUGAGUAACUGCACCAAUCUCACAGCUGAUUUUGGGAAGAACAUCCUACAGGGAUGGACUUCGUGCGGAUUUGGUGGCAUUUUACUCUAUGGGAAUUUUGUACCUGAUUGGUUUGAGUUUGUCAAUGAUGACAAUAAAGUCAGCAUUGUUAUUCCCCCGAAUGAUGAUCGUACUUUUGAAGGGCUGACUAUGUGCUUCUUGCACAAAUAUUCACUUGAAAGUAAUUUUGUAUUUGGCAUUACUAUUAUAAAUAAUACCAAGCGUACUAAGUUGCAGGCUUACUUAGGCAGCGGAUAUUGGGAUAAGCCUUCAAACUAUAAUCUUUGGCACAUACUUUGGCAAGGACAACUAUCGAACGAUAAGCUCAAAUUGCAAAGUGGGGAUAAAGUUGAAGUUCAACUUUCAGCAAACUGUUAUGAUACGUCAUCAAUGAGAACAAUGGUUAAUCUAGUGUGGAACAAACCUAUGAAGGAAAAUACGCAUGAUUUGGACCAAGCUAGUUAUGUUUUUGACCAACAUCCAGCUCGGUUCUAUGGGGAGUCAUCUGAUAAUUAUGAGCCAUCUAAUGAUUAUCAUCUCAGAAAUUACAUUGUCAGUGACAUUGGAGUUCUAAAGGACGAAUAUCUUCUUACGUGCCUUUCUUUGUCUCGUCAUCAUUGGAAGCCACAAGGUCCGGCAGUCAGUGACAGAGGAGAUCAGAUAUCCGACCCAAUGGACGAAGAUUCUCUUACGCGCCUCUCUUUGGCUCUUGAUUAUUCAUCAUCUACUUGUUCAGGUUGUCGUAUUCAACCUCAAACUCGUCCUGAGAAUCUCCCAAUACUCUUCCAGCCACAGGGUCCGGCGGUCAGUGACAGAGGAGAUCAAAUAUCUGACCCAAUGGACGAAGAUCUUCUUACGCGCCUUUCUCGGUCUCUUGAUCAUUGGAAGCCACAGGGUCCAGCAGUUAGUGACAAAGGAGAUCAGAUAUCCGCCCCAAUGGACGAAGAUCUUCUUACGCAUCUUUCUUUAUCUAUUCAUCAUUGGAAGCCACAAGGUCCGACAGUCAGUGAUAUAGGAGGUCAGAUAUCCGACCCAAUGGACGAAGAUCUUCUUACGCUCCUCUCUUUGUCUCUUGAUUAUUCAUCAUCUACUUGUUCAUGUAACAUUAAGUCGGACACCUGAGUCUCUUGGCCUUUACCAUUUGGAGAUAGUGAGACUGAGAGUUGAAUAAAUUGUAGGGCUGUUCAUGUUAAGUUAAAAAAUCUCCUCCGCAAGACUAAGAAAUGAUGGAUUUCUCAAUAGAAAAUCUCCGAAAUUUUCUCCAC